AUGGAUGCACUUGGUGGAGACUUUCCAGGGCCAUCAAGGGAUAUACGGCAGCAGAAAGCAAAUUUAGAGAGGCAGCUUAGAGAGAUGCGGCAACGCGAAGAAAACUUACAACGCCAGCUUAGCGAGAUGCGGCAACGUGAACAAAACUUACAAAGGCAGCUGAGGGAGACGCAGCAACGUGAACAAAACUCACAAAGGCAGUUGAGCGAGAGGCAGCAAAACUCACAAAGGCAGCUCAGGGAGAUGCAGCAACGUGAAGAAAAUUUGCGAAGACAGCUGAGAGAAAGGGACCAGGAAGUAAAUGAGCUAGAGUUAAGUCUUUCGUCAGCCCAACAAAUAAAAAGUGAACAGCAACAACAGGAAACAUGCGAUUGGGUCAUUUCCCGCGAUGAAAUUCAAAUGACCAAUAAAUGCCUUGGCAGGGGAGGCUGGGGCAGUGUUUAUGAAGGUGUGUAUUGUGGCUGUGCUGUAGCAGUAAAGCAAAUUCAUGAUCUGAUUCUCUCCCCUCAUAACAUACUUCUUUUUGAGAGAGAAAUGAAUAUUGCAUCCAAGUGCCGCCAUCCUCACUUACUACAGUUUAUCGGUGCCACUAACGAUGAAGGAAACCCUCUGUUUGUGACCGAGCUGAUGGAGAAAAGUCUGCGAGCUCUGUUAGAACAGCGACAACUCGCCGAAACAGAAAUACGCGUAAUUUCUCUGGAUGUAGCCCGAGCAAUUAACUAUCUUCAUCAGAAGAAACCAAAACCAAUCAUUCACCGGGAUGUGAGCAGUGCUAAUGUGUUGCUAUGGCAACAGGGUGACCAAUGGAGAGGCAAAGUGUCAGAUUAUGGCACUGCUAAUUUCAUGCAGCAGACCAUGACAGUAGCUGCUGGAGCUAUGAUUUACAGCGCUCCUGAAGCACUUACAUCAAACCAAACAGUCAAGGUAAGUUUUAGUAAAUUUAGAAUUUUUUUUAUUCAGCACUUUUUCAUCAACAUCUUCAGACUUCAAAGAGACGCGUUGGUGCAGUCAUCUUGAGCACGUAGCUACUUUAAGGCCAGGUUGUUCUUUUACGACACGAGAGAAACACUACUCCACUUUACCCUUCUUCACCUAGGCAUACAAUUAAAAGCAGCAAAAUAAUGUUGAAUCGGAUAGCCCUGUGCAGUGUGGAAUGGCAAUAUCUCUUACAGCUAAAGCCCCGGUCAAACGUUGGUAAUGGUGAUAGCUUAAACCAUCACCAUUUGAACUCAAUGGCUUCAUUAUUAUGGUCGUUUGCAGGUGUUUAUGCCACGAAGAAAAAUUUAGCUGCAGGCGUCUGUUGUGAUUUAAAUGUUCCUCAUUAGUUCUUCAGUUAAUCAUUUUGGCGACUUCGCAGAUAAAACUGAUAGGGUAGGUUUUUUAAACGAUGUCCAACUUAUGCCGCUGUUUAACAAAUCUUUGGACCUUCAGAUCUCUUCCUUAGUGGGUUCUUUUAAGAAGAUAAAUGCUUUUCUUGUCCACCUUACAUGCUCUAACGAAACUUUUCAUGUUAAAUGGUGUCCAUGCACAUAAAAGUGUUUUUGUCCAGAGUUUCAAUAAAAGUAAACAUAUUGUCUGUACGCUAGGACAAAGAACAUAUUGAUCAGUAGAGUUUCGACUGUAGAAGCAGAUAGGCCAAUAAACAAACACUGGAUGAAAAAACAGAUUUGAAAUGAGAUAAAUGUGGGACAAAUGUGGUCUAAAUAUAAAAUUUGUCAUAUUUGUUCACAUUUGUGCAAAGCACAAAUUAGACAUUUGUCUUUAAGACAAAUAGGAUAAUGAUGCAUUUGCUGUCUAAGACAAAUGUGAACAAAUGCUGUGUAAAUGUAGGACAAAUUUAACAUUUGCUUUGUGACAAAUACAGAUAAAUGAGCCAAACUGCAAACAAAUGUGUUCAAAUGUGUUCAAACUUUGUCAAAUAACAUAUUUGUAUGGACAAAUAUAGAGCAAAUUUUAUAUUGUAAAGUGAGCGUGCCAGGCCAGUACAUACGUACUACCCUUCUCUCUUUUCUUCCCUGGCAUCUACCCCUUUAUUGCUUCUUGCAAUUUGCACUUAACACUAGCUUUCAACCUUUCUUUAAAGUGGACUAAUGCUGCAGAAGUUCAUUCAACUCAACUUGGACAGGUUGAAAGACCAUCAGUUCGAUCCCUUUCCCCCUCAUUUAUCACAACCCUUGCCUGAAACCCUGAUAUAACGAAGACACUGCUAAAACAGUAACAAUCUCCAUUAUACUUCGUUCCUUGAAACUUCUUAAAUAUCAGAGUUCCAGUGUAAAGGGUGCAAGGUGAUUACAAUUUUUAAAGAAAAAUGACUCAAGAAUUUUAACUGACAAUUCUCAUUUAUUUCACAAAGAUUGUCCUGAUCUUACAAUUAACUGUAAAACAAAACUAAAACAUUAAGUUUAACAAGUGUCAGUUCAUUUCAGGAUGACCAAGUCAAAAGACUUUAUUAGGUAGAUAAAUAAACAGAGAGUGACCAGGUUGGGAUUGCAAAAAUCACUUUUUUUCCAAAGUGACCGUAAUGGGGUCUAUAAUAUGGCCACAGAGUAGACUAUCGGUAUACAGUAAUGGGAUAGGGAUACUGAGAGGCCAGCAGCACAUACCCAGUAAAAAUUAACCAUUAAAUAAAACUUUCCCUUCAGGUACCAUUGGUACAACAUCCAACAAAGUGUAUCUUUAGUUAAUUACCACAGGAAAGAUAACAAUCUUCACUGCACUUAGUUCCACUGUUAUUAGAGUAUGUAAUUUUAAAUAAUGGCUAUUAAAAACACCUCUGUUAAGUGGACACCUUGAGAUGGUCCCUGUUUCUCUUUAUAACUCACUCUAUUUGGAUCUCUAUAAGACGGAUAUACCGAAUCAGUAGUGCUGGUCCCAAAGGUGACCAUCUUAAAGAGAGUUGACUGUCCAGACAAAAUAUUCUUAUUUCUUAUAUUAAAAAUAUAUCUAAAUGCACUUUAGGAAAUACCAAUAACAAAAAGCAAAUGCCUCACAAUUGCCAAGGUUUGUUUGGGGGGCUAUUGAUACUUGCCAAAGGUAACAAAACUAAUGAAAUAGCUGACUUCUGGAGUGACUGCUAGAGGGUUUAAUGUACACUUGUCAUUAAUUAAUAAUGCUACAAAGACUUGACUAAAAUUUGGUAAACAGCAAAAAUUUCACAUAUCAUAAUAUAUUUUUGUACACGCAUCUUAAUGAUAGCUUGAGAAUUUGCAAAGUAAUCAAACACUAUACCAUUUGCACUCUUCAAUGUUUGCCACAGUUAACCAAAUAAUCCAAGUUGCAUUUAUAUAAGCUCUUAGAAAAUCCAUAACAUGUACUGUUAUUAAAAUCUAUAAACAAAUAAUGGACUUUGGACAUUUAAGCCAACAGUUAAACCUUGAUUAUCUGGACCUCAAUUAACCAACUUUUUGAUUAUCACAACUUUUCCUCUGGUCAAAGAUUUCUUAAAUGAAUAUUGCAAAUAAACGAGAAGGUAAUCCUAAGCCUGAUUUUCUUUUGGCUUCACAUCUUCGAAAGAGUCAUUGAAACGUUUUCUUUUGUCUUGGAAAAGCAAAGUUGGUACUUUUAUGUGAUGUCAGCCUGCAAGGAAAGUCGUGUCCGAUAGCCCGGGGCUAGUGGAUUUUGCUAUCGGGCUAGUGAUUUUUUUUCUUAACUUGCCUGAUGGGCAAGUGCUUUUUUUUGGAGAAAUUCAAAUUACCGAAGGAUUGUAAUCAAUCCUGCUAAUCAAAAAGGGUUUGGGGGCUAGUUGAAAUGACUUUGUGGGCUAGUGUGGGGUAGCUACAGCUUGCCAGAAUGGCAAACUGUAAAACUGACUUUCUUUGCACCCUGGAAGUAUAUGAUAAAUCAAGCUACCCUAUUAAGACAAAAAAAUGCCACAGUUGAUUAUCUUCUGUGGAAGGUAGCCUCAUACUACUAAUAACAUAUACUUUUCUAUUAUCUCCACUCUCUUUCUCAUUAAAUUCAUAUGAAUUCAUAUAAACAAGGUCAGGCCAGGUUGUGUAAUGCUGGUUUAUGCAAACUUUGAGAUGAGAUAGGAAAGCUUAUAAACAAAUUCACUUUAAAAGUUCUUUUUGUCUGCAAUUUGAUGAUUGGAUGCUCUAAAAAAGAAGAGCACAUUAAGUGUGAAAAUGUUUUUGAACGAAUGAAAAAGGAAACCAAAUUAUUUAAAAAUUUAUCCCCGUGUGGGUUCUAAUAAGCCUUAGAACAACUGGGCCUAGGCCUUGACUGAGAAGUGGCCUGAAUGUGGCUCAUGAUGGACCGUCAGGUGCUGGCCUCUCGGAUAUCCCACCCUCAAACCUGGGCUUUGCCAUAGCUCUGGCAUGAGGGAUAAGAUUCUUAAGGUAAACAACACCUGAGGCUGUGCUCUCCAGGUCACCCGUGGCAACUGACUUUUAAUCCUGAGUGUCUAAGGCCCAGUUCAAACAUUAAAAUUCACAUGCGCAGAACUUUAUUCCUAAUUUAGUCUACUUAAAUAGUUAAAUGCGGGAUUUGAUUUAAACGUCAAAUUUAACUCCCUAAACUCUGUUGAAUUUAACUCUGUUAAAAGUCAAUAUUCCCAGUAGUAUAAUAAUAAUUUACCAAAAUUCAUGCAUUAAGUUGGCACAUGUGAAAUGCGACGUUUGAAUCAAAAGUUGAACCUUAGUCAAAUCUUCAACUGUUUCAGUCACAGAUACGGCAAACAUCGCAUUUAAUUUAAACAGUCUUAUUUAAUUGAUUCAAACGUUGCACUUCACAUGCAUUUAACACUUGCGUUAAGUUUGGCUCAAGUGAAAUUCGACAUUUGAACCCAGCCUAAAAGAACGCUUUUCAUAGGAACCAUAUCUUGAACAGUGUGGAUUUCACAGUCUCAUAGCAAUGGACUCAGUCCAUUCAAAUUUUCUUUGAGCACAACCAUUUGGCUAGAAAAACAUUUUAACACUCAUGAGGUAAAAAAAUAAAACAUAAAUUUGUGAACAUACUCUUCUUCCACUUUAGAGCCACUUGUCAUGUUUUUUGUCAACCAUCUUUCUGCAUGUUGGAAACAAAACAAAAAUUAUAGUUGUAAAUUUACCAAAUAAAGUGCUAUGUUAGAUAAGCUUAAACUUAAGCUUUGAGACAGAAGCAUAUAACCCUGAUAAGGACUUCUGCUUUGAGAUAACCAUAAUCAUCCAUAAUAUACAUGUAUUUGGUUGCUUCCAACAGCAACUUUCUCCAGGCCAUCGAUCUCGUUUUGUUUAAAGAAGAAAUAAAUAUGCCCCACUUCAAAGACUAACAUUGUCCCUCAAAAAUUGGGCGCUUUAAGCUAAGUUGUAGGUUCCUGUGAUGUUUGAUACAACGCAGGCAAGUCGGCGCCUUUGAAGACACGCUAUCAGUUUCAGCUCCAAAGAAUAAGCACAAACUCUCACGAUCAAAACCAUUUCUUAUAUCAUCAAAGCAACAAGAAAGUAAACCUACCUUUAAAUCCAUUGGAACGUCUCCUUUAGAUUCUCUGCGUGACAGUUUUGAGCCGCAUUUGCUGUUAUUUAGUCGCUCCUGUUUUGCUAGUUACGUUAUCUUGCUGAACUGCUGCGGUUGCUUCUUUCAGUUUCUUCUGGCUCUCUAAAAUAGAAUCUAGUCUCCUGUUCAUGUUUUCCAUCAGGAAAAGUUGUCUUUCUUCAGCAGGACUGCUUGUAGCCAUGAUUGAACCAUAAAAUACGAGUCUAAAGACAAUGAAAACUAAGGGCCAAGCUGACAAAGAACUUUUCGAAAUGAACUGAAGACGCUGUCAAAAUGGUGAUCAAACAUACCGCGCGUGUAGCUGUGGACAUUUGAUUGGCGUUCUAUCGCUGACGUAACUUUAACGUCACAAUAUCCGAACGCGAGUACUUUUCGCGCAUUCGCGCGCGCGCUCAUUCAAAAAGACGAUCAAGAUGAAGGGAUUAGAGAAUAGGGUGUACUUAUCAGCAGCACUUAUCUGGACUUAAGCAUAAAUUCUGGAAUGGAUUUCACGUAAUACUGACGCUUGGGAAGGUCCCGAAGGUGUCCGCUCAAUGGAGGUUUCACAGUAUUAUUAUUAUUUUUUUUUCUAUAGUUAGGUCUUUUUAUCGGGAAAUUGGUACGGAAAAUUAACAGCAAUAGAUUUAUCUCGCCUCAUGGAUCAGAACCUUAUCUUAUUAAAAUCAGCGCAUUGACUGUUAUGCCAUCCACUGGGACUGUUGAAUUGAUUUUUUAUAACUCUAUUGAUAUGGACGUUUUCUUUAUAUGAAUAUUUUACUGAAAUUUUGUGUGUAGUUUUAAUAAGAUUUUAAUAAAGUAUUCUUUUUAUUAUUAAAAAAAGUUAUAGUUUUCAAAAUUGUCACGGUACUUAUUUACUUAUUUAUCUUAUAUUUGUUAUUGCUUAAACAUGACAUAAAGAGUUCAGUGAUUGUACAGUGGGACUCCGAAAUAACGAAGAGCAUUUUUUCCAGUCCCUUGGUCUUUCAUUAUGUCUAGCGGUAUAUAUGGUGAUGUGGUUUAGACCCUAUAGUGUAGGGUGGUAGUGCAAAUAAGACUCUGCCAUAUGGCUGAAUAAUUUUGGUCUUUUGACUAGAGUUGAAUUUUCAUAUUUUCAGUGGCACAGCAUAAUGAUCAAAACACUGACAACUCAUCAGUUUUAAGGAGUCAAAGGGAGGAGGAAUUCUUUCCUUUUACAUCUAAUCCAACUUUUCAAUCUUGGUAAUAAAAAAGGCUAGUGAGCCUCACACUUGCAACGCAAGGUAACUUUCUAGCAUACGCUAAAACUUCAAAAGACUUCUUUUCAAUACAUGAUAUAAACAAAUUGUGAUUUUUAUGAACAGACGGUAAUUUCCCUUUCAUUCACUUCACUUAAAGUAAUUUUUAAUUUUUCUUUUAUUCACUUCACUUAAAGAAUUUUUAAUUUUUAAAUUUUUAUCGUGUAGUCGUAAUUUACGCAGGGCCCCUAUUGAUACCAGCCAAUGGCUGAUAGGGCCACUCUGCCUAAAUAAAGUUGACUUGACUUGACUUGAAUACAGUGGAACCUCGAUAUAACGAGCCUCUGUAAACGUUUUUAUCAGCGUAUAAAGUACGGUAAGUUGAUCGGAGCAUUGAUCCAGUGUGAGUAAGGCGCAAUAAUAGCUAGCCAGAAAAUCCCUCAUUGCAAUUUCUACAGAUCUACACCUACAUGCAUCUACGAGUACUUGACAAGGGUUACCCAUUGCGUCAAAAACAACCAAAGAAAUAAAUUAAUUAAUUAAUGAGACAAACAAUAGCCUUGUUUCUAAACAAUUCAGAAAAGCAUAUAGCGAUUUUACUGGAACGAGAAGUCAAAACGUUAUUUUUCUCGUAUUUGUCUUGUUUUAAGAUAUCUUUGUACAAGGGCAAAUAUAAUGGCAUAUUUGAAUCACAUUUGUCUCACAUUUCCUCAAGACAAAUGUGAUAACAGAUUUGUCUCACAUUUGGGACAUUUGAUGGGUGGACAAAUCUGACAUCAGAUUUGUCUUAGAUUUGUCUUUAAGGUAAAUAUCAAUAAAUUCAAUUUUUCGUCCAGUGAAAUAAUAACCACACUGUUCUUGUCUACUUCAGUUUUUUUGGAGUGGGGAGGGUACGGGUGGAGGUGGGUGCUUAUCAACUUUUCUUCCCUACAAGAUAGGAUGGGUGCUUAUUCGAGAUGGGCUACAUUCUAAUUCGAGGCUGGGCGCUUAAUUGAAUAAAUACGAUAUGUGUUAGACUUUACAUUCCUUCAUCUCCUGAAUUUGCUAAGGAACAGUCAAAUGGAGACGCGAACUUAACCCCCUCCCCUCCCCCUUAAUCUGCAUAAUUCUUCAGAUCAUACUCAGCUUCAUCUAAUAAAUGUUAAAUAGCUAAAUAAAUAUUAAAAACGACUCUAAGUACUGGGUAUAACUGGUAGUAGUAGAAUGGGAUGCUCUAAGGCAAAUAACAAGAAAUAAUCUGUGUAUUGUUCAUAGGUUGAUGUUUAUAGCUUUGGUGUGCUUCUUUGUGAAAUGUUCAUCCGGCAACUUCCAGAUCCUACAAGACGUGAACAGCAAGUUCUGCUGGUGACGAAUCGCGCCUUAAGAGGCCUGGUACGGCGAUGCCUGAAGACAGAUCCUAAAGCGAGACCAACCAUGCAGGAGAUCAUCGAUGAACUAUCCAGAACUGUGUAA
Porites lobata is the source of this 8117-nucleotide messenger RNA. Lineage: Eukaryota; Metazoa; Cnidaria; Anthozoa; Scleractinia; Poritidae. The record is from the annotation of a GenBank genome assembly.